Messenger RNA from Aureobasidium subglaciale EXF-2481, 1352 nucleotides. RefSeq lists its product as uncharacterized. The coding region runs from base 71 to 1102 and encodes 343 amino acids. The record is from RefSeq and is a predicted model, not a curated record. Gene Ontology annotation, biological process: dTMP biosynthetic process. The transcript has 2 exons. Gene Ontology annotation, cellular component: cytosol; mitochondrion. Lineage: Eukaryota; Fungi; Ascomycota; Dothideomycetes; Dothideales; Saccotheciaceae. Gene Ontology annotation, molecular function: thymidylate synthase activity.
CACAAAUGUUGUGCCUUUUGGUCUUUUGAUCCCAAGUCCACUCACUCACAAACUCACAUCACAAUACACAAUGUCGCCUUCCGCAACAAUAGAGCUCGGCCCUGCUAGUGGUCCUGAUGUGAGACUCGAGCCUCAAGAGCCACCGAACCACAAAGCACCUCGCCAACAUGCUGCACACGAAGAAUACCAAUAUCUCGACUUGAUUCGCGACAUCCUCGAGUCAGGAGAACAUCGUCCAGACAGAACCGGCACGGGCACAUUCUCCAUCUUCGCCCCAAAUCAACUCCGCUUCAGACUCUCCGACAAGGAUACCGGAAAGCUGAUCUUACCUCUCCUCACCACAAAGCGCGUCUUUCUUCGCGCUGUGAUCGCUGAACUGCUCUGGUUCGUCGCCGGAACUACAACCUCUACUCCUCUUACCGAGCAAGGCAUCAAGAUCUGGGACGGAAACGGCUCUCGCGACUAUCUCGACUCGGUUGGUCUCUCGCAUCGCGAAGUUGGCGAUCUUGGUCCAGUUUACGGCUUCCAAUGGCGACACUUUGGUGCCGAGUACAAGGAUGCAAAGACAGACUACACAGGCCAAGGUGUAGACCAAUUGGCAGAAGUCGUUCACAAACUGAAGCACAACCCUUAUGAUCGCCGCAUCAUCCUGUCCGCCUGGAACCCUGCAGACCUCAAGAAGAUGGCCUUACCACCCUGCCACAUGUUUGCCCAGUUCUACGUCUCGUUCCCCAAGGACGCACCUACAAAAGCAGAUGGCUCAAAACAAGGAACUCUCCAUUCCAUUUUGUAUCAGAGGUCGUGCGAUAUGGGCUUGGGCGUUCCGUUCAAUAUCGCCAGUUACGCUCUCUUGACACACAUGCUGGCAAAGGUGUGCGAUCUGAUCCCCGGUACCUUCACACAUACUAUGGGCGAUGCGCACGUAUACUGCGACCAUGUAGACGCACUCAAGCUUCAGAUCGAGCGCGUACCGAAAGACUUUCCCGAGCUGGUCAUCGAGAAGCCUGACUCUGACCUCUCGAUUGAUGACUGGAAGGUCGAGGACUUCAAGGUUCUUGGCUACGAUCCCCACAAGGGUAUCGCCAUGAAGAUGUCUGUAUAAUGAAUGUGAGCGUGGUUGGAAUAAGUAAUUGGGUCAUUAGACAUUCUGUCCAGGAUCAUGGUCAGGUCAUGUCAAAGGCGAUGCUUGUGUAGUUUUAGACUGUAGUAAAACACGAACAGACAACAUGAUAAUGCACCAAUCGUUCUGUGUUGCUCAGAUGUUGAGAACAAAGACAUAGCCAUCAAAACGGCAAGAUCUGCCGAUAAAAGCACAGGCCUCCUUGCACCUUCCAGCCUCUACCCUCGUGGCA